Perognathus longimembris pacificus (Pacific pocket mouse) is the source of this 231-nucleotide messenger RNA. RefSeq names its product small nuclear ribonucleoprotein G-like. Gene Ontology annotation, biological process: mRNA splicing, via spliceosome; spliceosomal snRNP assembly. The coding region runs from base 1 to 231 and encodes 76 amino acids. NCBI's taxonomy places the organism in Eukaryota, Metazoa, Chordata, Mammalia, Rodentia, Heteromyidae. The transcript has a single exon. The record is from RefSeq and is a predicted model, not a curated record. Gene Ontology annotation, molecular function: RNA binding. Gene Ontology annotation, cellular component: U4 snRNP; precatalytic spliceosome; U2 snRNP.
AUGAGCAAAGCUCACCCUCCUAAGCUAAAAAUAUUUAUGGAUAAGAAACUAUCUUUGAAAUUAAAUGGUGGCAGACAUGUCCAAGGAAUAUUGCGUGGAUUUGAUCCAUCUAUGAAUCUGGUGAUAGGUGAAUGUGUGGAGACGGCUACUAGUGAGCAACAGAACAAUAUUGGAAUGGUGGUUAUACGAGGAAAUAGCAUCAUCAUGUUAGAAGCCUUGGAACAAGUUUAA